Fusarium keratoplasticum is the source of this 843-nucleotide messenger RNA. RefSeq lists its product as uncharacterized. Bases 1 to 843 code for a protein of 280 amino acids. The record is from RefSeq and is a predicted model, not a curated record. Lineage: Eukaryota; Fungi; Ascomycota; Sordariomycetes; Hypocreales; Nectriaceae. The transcript has 2 exons. Gene Ontology annotation, cellular component: membrane.
AUGCCAAAGCUCGAAACUCACAAUGGCUAUCCGCUAUGGCGGUACCUCCCCUCACUGCCGGCCGCAAUCGUCUUUGUCGUCAUAUUCGGCAUCUUGACUAUUGGCCAUGCCUGGAAAAUGUUCCGGCACCGCAUGUGGUUCUGCAUCCCCUUUGUUGUGGGGGGUAUCUUUGAAAUCAUUGGUUACGCAGCCAGAGCUGUUGCAUACAACAACACGGGCGAGCUUAUGCCUUAUGUCCUCCAAUCGGCUCUUUUGCUCCUGGCUCCUAUCUUGUUCGCUGCUUCGCUGUACAUGACCCUCGCCAGAGUUGUACGAGCUGUCAAGGGUGCACCGUUUUCGAUUAUUGCACCCCGAUGGCUCACUCGCAUUUUCGUCUUUGGCGACAUCUUCAGCUUUAUCGUCCAGGCUAGCGGUGCCGGUCUGCGUGUUCAGGCUGGUAACAACUCCGACAUUGAUCCCAACCUCGGCUCGAACAUCAUCGUCGGCGGCCUCAUCUUCCAAAUUGUGAUCUUUGGUGUCUUUAUCGUCACUGCACUGAUCUUCAACUCGAGAUUCCGAAGACACGUCGCAGGGGGUGCUAUGGUAUAUGACGUCCCGUGGCAAGAGAGUCUCAACAUGCUCUACGUCACAUCCAUGAUGAUCAUGGUGCGAAACAUCUUCCGAGUGGUCGAGUACGGUAUGGGAAGCGACGGAUAUCUCUUGAGCGUGGAAUGGGGAGUCUAUGUAUUCGACGCGGCAUUGAUGACUCUUACAAUGGCGUGGUUUUUCUGGCGGUACCCGAGCCAGCUCAAGCAGGCUAUCAAGGCAAAUUCAGAGGAGGUGGAGCUAGAGUCUGGAAGGUGA